This is a messenger RNA of Fusarium oxysporum Fo47, 3045 nucleotides long. Its product is annotated as DUF3716 domain-containing protein. The record is from RefSeq and is a predicted model, not a curated record. The transcript has 3 exons. Lineage: Eukaryota; Fungi; Ascomycota; Sordariomycetes; Hypocreales; Nectriaceae. The coding region runs from base 4 to 3045 and encodes 1013 amino acids.
AAGAUGGCCACAGGGGAAGAUGUCUGGGACUCUCUCCCAAAGGUGGAGCAAAAGGCUAUCUGGGAUGAGACAGAACGCAAUUUCUGGGUUAACCUCCGCAGCAAGAAGGAUGCCGAGAACAAAAAGAUCGAGAAAGAUUUCCAGCUCUCAAUUAAUGAAGUUCGGUUGAAGUUCAGUGAUCUCACAGGGCAGCGAAGUCAGCUGAAAGAAUCUCAAUCCCGAUUAGUUAGCGAACUCGCCAAAGUCGAGGCGGAACUGGCACGCACCACUGAUGAGUGUGAGGAGAAGGCCAACCGACUUAAGCGCAUUGAGCAAGACUACCGCGCGUCGCAGCUAUCCCCAGCCUUUCACGGGCCGAUCCCACGAAUAGAGCCUACAAAUGGCACUGCAACGGUAGUGGACAGACCCGAUGAAGUAAAUGAUGAGGAUCGUAUGGAAGGCUUUGAGCACCAUGAUAACGAGGCAGCCGAGACCCUCGUUGAUGUUGUUGAUGCUGAUGGAAAUGUGAUCGGACCCGUGGAACAGAUCGAGCCUUGGAACCAAUGGGUUGAGGGAAUCCAAGGAUUGGAGAUACGAAGACCUGUCAAGAUUCGCCGAGGACGACGCUUCAACGCUAGACAUCUUACCAGCAUUUACGAACGAACUGAGGCGAAGGGGGUCAAAUGGCUCUCUUGUAUGAUUCAAGCUACAGGAGAAAUUCAGGCCAAGAGAUGCCAGUCAUGCGACAAGAACCAAGGCGCCUUUGAUGACUGCAUUAUUGUCGGCGGAGAUCUCUUUCAGAAAUGUGGCAACUGUGAAUGGAAUCGUCAGGGAUGCCACGGUGCUUCAGGGGACACAAUUGAUAUACUGGCCUCGAGGGAGAGAGCACGGCGGAAGAAACAGCUGGAAGAAGGAGUUCAACAGACUCCCGCAGGCCGUUCUUUGGAAACAAUACAUCCGACAGUUGAAGUUCAGCCAAGGCCUGAGCCAACACGUCAACCAGAACCCCAACGAGUUGAACAACAAAUCUCUGUGCCCUCUCGGCCACCUUCACCACAGCCCGUUCUACAGCGUACACUUGAAAGAUUCCGUGAGCGACAGCCCGAGAGACAACCGGAUAGACAGAUUGAGCGACAGCCCGAGCGACAACACGAACAGCAACCUGAGCGACGGCCUGAACGACCAAUUGAGCCUCAACUUGCACGAGUGACUGAGUGUCAGGCAGAACGGACUACAACACGACAGCCAGAACGGCGCCCUGAGCCCCAAACCGAGCGAAUUCUGGACCGAUCCAAUGACCGGUUCCAUGAUGUGAUCGCUACAAGGGCCCCGGAACAAACUGUCGAAGUAGCACCAGUGCAAAUCGCUGAACGUCCUCGUGAAAUGCCCCAUAGACCAAUUUAUGGUUCACCUCACGGAUCUCCAAGCCGUCCGACAACGGCUCCCAGGUCGGAUUAUGCUCCGGAACGUAUGAUUGACCCCGUGGACUCGCCCUUACCGACGCCAAUCUCUCCUCAACCCAGGCCCUUGGAGACACUGCGCUCUGUGCUUCCUUUGAGUGCCCCCCGACACUCCUCUCAUGACAUUCUCCACCCAUCAACAGAGCUCGAUGGCUCUACCAAAGACCAUCGCGGUUCUGCUCAGGUCCACACACCACGAGAACUUGAGCGGAUGAAUACUCCACAAGAGUAUCGUAUAACUCCUGGGUUUACGCCGGCCAAUAUUAGAAGUCGACCUCCAUCCAGCGAACGAGGAAGACCAACUCCACCAUUGUUGCCCAUUGAUCUUUCAUCACAGCCUCCUGAAUUUCCUCCUGCUCUACCAUUGGAAGAGAUCACCCGAGAGAACAUGGUUCUCAAGAAUGAUGGAGUUGCUUACACUUAUCCUGAAUGCGUUGCGGGGGUGCCAUUGGUCAAGAUUACCGAGGAACACCCCUAUUGGGAAGCCAACUGGCCAAACGUCAAAUCACUUAUUGAGCCACAGCUUGCUCGAUGGCGUGAGAAGCAUCAGGCUGCUAUUGAAGCAGGUCCUAAGCAGGAUAAGGGAGGCUCUUCAAAGUAUCAAAUUGGCAGACAGGUCAACCGUGGUAUAAAAAUUCUCGAAUUCCACGAGAAGGGCCCCAUCAGCCCUUAUCAGUUGUUAGGUAAAAGAUAUAUUCAGGCUGGCAAGGGUGGUAUAACCUCAUAUGACACCCUAUUUCGCCUAUCAGAGACAAUAUCGGAGCUCGAAAAAUUCAAUCUUGACAUAUCGCCGGUUGACUGGAUGCGACAGCGUCUCCACGAACUGAUUCAAACUCAAGGUCUCAAUUUCAACCUGCCACGAACAAUUCACGACUUCUAUCAUGACUCAAAACUCACAAGUCUUCGUUACAAGCAUGGCUUUAAGAACAUAGGACGCCCUUCUGGAGACAUGAAGGCUCGCUUGAGCCAUGGCAGCCCUAGCACUAUACCCAAACCUCCCCAAAAGCGCAAGUCUAUGCACUCGGUUACUACUACGCCUCGUGAAGGUUCCUUCGUCAACCACUCUCCUCUGCCUGGUCAAAUAUCCUCAGGCUACAGAACUCCAGCCUCGGUCCCGGCCCCUGCUCCUCAGCCAGUCUUCAGCACCCACCUCAACAAGAAGCCCAAAUACAUGCCACCUGCAUAUUGUCGCCCCGAUCACGACGAAUUUCAUUUUGAGGCUUGGUCCGAUACAGAUUCAUGCAGUGGUGGCAGCAUUACUAAAUAUGAUUGGCGUCUUGCUGUAGUCAAGACUCGAUUAUAUACCAGCCACAUCAAUGUUACACAGUAUUGGACCUGGGUACUCAAAGACGUGAAACCUGCGAAGUGGGGCUUGUUUAGGGACGAGAUCGAUUUCCAUGUCCACAUCGCAGAGAUUGAGGAGAUGGAGUGGAGUAUCGAAGCACUUCGCGUUCACAUCAUUAUGAAAAAGGGUGUCGGAGAGCUUGCUCCAGAUGGCAUGCCUCGAGGCGAUGUCAUGGCAUCUUUCCCACGAGCACGUACAAUGCGUCGCUUCCUGUUCUUUUGCAGAGAAAGGGGUAUGAAAAUGGCUAAGAAAAAGCCGUAA